AUGAAGAUUGAAGUGGAUUCUUUUGGAGGGAAUAAGAUCUAUCCAGGCAAAGGAAAGAUUUAUGUAAGAGGAGACAAUAAAGUAUUUCGGUUCUUUUGCAGAAAGACAGGAUCGUUGUUUAUUCAACGGAAAAAUCCUAGGAAAAUUACAUGGACAAUUCUUUAUCGACGAAUGCAUAAAAAAGGUAUUACAGAGGAAGUAGCAAAAAAAAGAACACGACGUACUCUGAAAUUUCAGCGAGCCAUUGUAGGGGCAAGUCUUGAAGUGAUAAGGGAGAAGCAAAAUCAACGAGAAGAAGUCCGUAUGGAAGCAAGACGAAAGGCAAUAAAAGAUGGAAAAGAGAAAAAGCAAGCACAAGAGAAUUUGAAAAGAGCCAAUAAGGCCAAGCUUGCAAUAAAUGCUCGUGGAUCAGUUGUAUCGAAGGUUUCUAAACAACAAGCAAAAGGUGCUAGAUUAAAAAUUUUAUCUACAACCCGUUGAGAUUAUCUUUUUAUAAACUUAUAAAC
Messenger RNA from Pneumocystis murina B123, 506 nucleotides. RefSeq lists its product as hypothetical. Bases 1 to 480 code for a protein of 159 amino acids. The transcript has 3 exons. Gene Ontology annotation, biological process: cytoplasmic translation. Gene Ontology annotation, cellular component: cytosolic large ribosomal subunit. Lineage: Eukaryota; Fungi; Ascomycota; Pneumocystomycetes; Pneumocystales; Pneumocystaceae. Gene Ontology annotation, molecular function: structural constituent of ribosome; mRNA binding. The record is from RefSeq and is a predicted model, not a curated record.